UAUAUUAUUGUUGGGUUUAUAAGAUUUGUUCUAAAGGUUAAUUUUAGUUUUCAAUUAUUCGUGCAUUUUUACUUAGCGUAAUGUCAGCGAACAGGUUUUACUAUUUUAUUUCGAAUUACGUAUUUGUAAUUAAUCUAUUGAUGUAUUAAAGUAGAAAAAAAAACAUCCACGUCUCUUGAAUAUAAAUUAAUGUGAAUCCUAAAUUAAAAAAAAAAAUGUGCAUAAAAUAGGUUUUACUUGUUCCGAGAAAUGUUUUGAUUAAAUAUUUCUUAUACAACAACAACAUAACACUGACAAGUCACAGUAAAUUCACUAUUAGAUAUUUAAUCGUCAUUCUUUUGUAAACAACUCCAGGAUGAUAUCGAAAUAGUGUCCUUUGAAGUGUAUUCUACCUACAAAACUGAACAUUUUCAUCUAAGAAAAACGAGUCGAAAAAUGACAAACAAUUUUAGUCUUCCAUACAAACACGGCACGUUCAGCUGUAAAGUUAGUAUGGAAGACUCGAAAUUUUUUGUCAAAUUCCAAUUUGUGAUUCACAAAAAUUCUCUCUUAAUAUAUUUUAUAGUAUAGCUAGAUUAAUAGUUUUACAUACCUCUAAUGAUUUUGAUUUCACUCUAUAUAAUGUAGGCAAUACCCAGGCAUCUUUCGUGUCAAAUUGCGAAUGAAAUAACGCAGUAGUCAUUGCGUUAUCUAUAAUUCAUACAGAUGUAGGCAAUAAAAUCUCCAUACCAAUAUUGCGAUUGAUUGUUUUUUAUUGCAAUCCCGCUUCGUUUGUGAGAUAUUGAAAGAUCAAAUUCCACAAUGAGCGUAUGUGCGCACUUUUUAUUAUUUGUCUUCAUAACUGUACAAGCGGCAUAUGUACCUUUCAGGCAUUUACAUGAUUAUGUUAAAGAUGGACGUCCAGUUGACGGGCCUUUCCCGUCUAAUCUAAUGAACAUACCGUACUAUUGCUACCAGGUGCCCUCGAAGGGUCCUUGUGACCGAAUGUUCUUCGUUUGGUUCUACGAUAUUGUCAGAAGGGAAUGUAUGCCGAUGUUCUAUUCCGGAUGUGGUGGCAACGAAAACAGAUUCACAAGCAAAGCAGAUUGUCAAAAUCACUGUGUACGCAAACGUGGAAUAUAAAAUUUUAUUUAUA
This is a messenger RNA of Galleria mellonella (greater wax moth), 1135 nucleotides long. RefSeq names its product kunitz-type serine protease inhibitor textilinin-5-like. Gene Ontology annotation, molecular function: serine-type endopeptidase inhibitor activity. NCBI's taxonomy places the organism in Eukaryota, Metazoa, Arthropoda, Insecta, Lepidoptera, Pyralidae. The coding region runs from base 802 to 1122 and encodes 106 amino acids. The record is from RefSeq and is a predicted model, not a curated record. The transcript is spliced from 2 exons.